UUCUGUGAUCUCAAGUGUCUGUAUUUAGGAACUUACCCACAUGGGUAUUUCCCGUAAAAUGCAUAGGAUUCGACAUCUUCGUGUUUGUACACGAAAGCGCAAGGAACCAUCUCCUCGAAUACAUUGCCGGCCAACCCGUGAGCAAGACUGUGCUCUACUGUCGGAUAUGGACAAACCAACGUAGGAAUUUUUUUGUCUCCAUGUGUGAACAGUGGAACCAAGAAGAACUGUUCACACAGAGCUUUUGAAUCAACAAUUUAUCAACAUCUUUGCUGCAAUAUUUCUAGAACUUUGAAGAAAGAGAUGAAAGGCCAACUAUCUUCCUGUGAGGAAGACGAGUAUAAUGAGUUAUCAAGAUCGGCACAGUACUGUUGGUGGCGCUCGGCUGCCAAGUUUGAUGAAUGCGUGAAGCUCAAGUAUGAAAUCCCAAAUGUUUCGACUCUAACACCUCGGCUUAAAGUGCUCAGGGAGAUGGAAAGGUUGGCUUUGAUUGCGCCGGAAGGGCUUAACGAGCUCCGGCACAAGCUUCAGAUGUAUCGUUCCGGCGAUUUUUGGGUGCCUACAGGAGGAAUCAGCAAGGAAGAGAUGGACAUUCCGCCAACUAUUACGAUUCUCUUGGUGGGUUUCACGGGUUCUGGCAAAAGCUCACUUGUGAACCUUAUGUACAGUGUUCUUGGGCGCUCUGGAAUCAUACCUUUUGCUCAAACCUCACUAGGAAGUUCUUCAAACUACACUACCAUGUUCAUGGAAGAGCACAAUGUGUCGAGGUCUAUGAAAAGUGGGUUUUGCGUGUAUGAUUCAAGGGGCUUUGAGUUUGAUCAAAUGGGUGAGAAUCUUGAAGAAUUGUCCAGUUGGAUGACUGACGGGGUUCAUCAUAAUCAGCUGUGCUUAAGGUCGGGAGAUAAUGCAUUGACCAAACAUGAUAUGGAAAAUCUUGCCUCGAAAUCAUCUUCAAAAUUCGUGAGGAGGAGAGUGAAUUGUGCAAUGGUGGUAGCUAACAUAGCAGAGAUCUACAAUGCUUAUAAAGCAGGUGACUUCAAGCCAUUGGAAGCCAUUAGGGAGCUCUUCUGCUCUCCUCUUUUGAGAAAAUCCAAUGAGAACCCUCUCUUGAUCUUGACCCAUGGUGACAUGUUAUCAACCGAGGAGAGGAUCGACGGCCGCCUGAAAAUAUGUGAAUGGGUUGAUGUAUCGGAGACGACGGGGGCGUAUGACAUUGUUUGCCUCACAGAGUACGGAUAUCUUGCAGAAGAAUCAGACCCCGUCACAGCCUAUGCCUUAUCCGAAGCAGUUUACAGAGCGUUGCUCAUAUCAGAAAGGGGACACUUUCCGAAGAAAAAUGUGUGGGACUGGGCAGUCCUCAUAUUGUCAUGGCUGAUGUGCUUCUUUGCUGCGUUCUUCGCUUUCCUUGCUGAUGUAUGUUCCAAACUUGGGCAGAAGGAGAAACUUAUGAAGUUGUGAAGAAUUAAUAUAGGUAGGAGUAUUGGGUCGUUCUUGAGGGAGCGUCUGCGGUUUUCACGGUAUAAGCUCCUUUUGAGCGAUGCUUAUUAUUUUUAACUUUUUUCUUUUUAAAAAAAAAACUGUGUAGUCUAGGCUACUGAUCUGUGUUUUAGUAUUUAGAUUAUGAGUAGGUGAUAUUUGACAUUGGCUAACUCGACAACUUGAUGUGUAAAUACAAAAUUGAGACAUAUUAGGUAGUCUAAUUUAGCUUCUGUUUGACCCCGCGAGACCAAGAUUGUAUUUGUAUCGCCUCUAAUAAAUAAUUUAGCUGCCUGUGUUAAGGCUGUUUGUG
Molecule: messenger RNA, 1789 nt
Organism: Alnus glutinosa
Lineage: Eukaryota; Viridiplantae; Streptophyta; Magnoliopsida; Fagales; Betulaceae
Exons: 3
Coding region: 304-1458 (384 amino acids)
Source: RefSeq, a predicted model, not a curated record